AUGACAGGAGAUCACAACCAUAAUUUAGCGGAUGACACAAGCAAGAGACCAGCGAAUGGACAACAGUAUAAACAACUAUACGCCUCUUCAACUCCGACUGUUAAUAAAACGGGGAAUACAAAUGCUAUAAGCAACAAUGGAGGAGCCAGCAAUAAUGUUACGCCACAUGGAGGCAUGGGGAACGACAUGAGCCACGUUAAUCAGCAGAAUAAUCUAUCGAGAAAAGUAUCGCGACACGCCUACCGAGACACAACUACCAAGGGUAAAUACACUUUGAAUGAUUUCCAAAUCUUACGGACGUUGGGAACGGGCUCGUUUGGCCGUGUCCACUUGACGCGGUCGAUACACAACGGUCGAUUCUAUGCCAUGAAGGUGUUGAAAAAGGAGCGAGUGGUGAACAUGAAGCAAGUGGAACACACAAAUGAUGAGCGCAGAAUGCUAAAAUUGGCUCAGCAUCCGUUCAUAAUUCGAAUGUGGGGCACAUUCCAUGACUGCCACAACUUGUUCAUGAUCAUGGACUAUAUAGAAGGUGGCGAGUUGUUUUCGCUAUUGAGAAAAUCACAAAGGUUCCCCACCCCGGUGGCGAAGUUUUACGCCGCAGAGGCUUUUCUAGCAAUAGAGUAUUUGCACAAUUUGGACAUCAUUUACCGUGAUUUGAAACCGGAGAACAUUUUGUUGGAUAAAAACGGUCACAUCAAACUAACCGAUUUUGGUUUCGCCAAGGAAGUUGCCGACGUCACGUACACGUUGUGUGGCACUCCCGACUACAUUGCACCCGAGGUGGUCGCCACUAAGCCCUACAACAAGUCAGUCGACUGGUGGUCAUUCGGGAUACUAAUUUUUGAGAUGUUGACGGGGUACACCCCUUUUUACGACCCGACCCCCAUGAAAACCUACGAGAACAUUUUGAACGGAACAAUAACCUAUCCCGAUUACUUACCCCCGGACAUUUUGGAUCUUUUGCAGAAACUAAUUGUCAAGGAUUUGACGCAGCGAUUGGGGAAUUUACAGGGAGGAUCGAGCGAUGUGAAAAACCAUCCGUGGUUCAAGGAAGUGAUAUGGGAGAGACUUCUAUCUCGAGAUAUCGAGACUCCAUACGAGCCACCAAUAACAUCGGGAGUGGGGGACACUUCUCAAUUUGAUAGAUAUCCUGAGGACAAGGAUUUGGACUACGGUAUAACUGGAGUGGACGAUCCAUACCAGCGCUUGUUUCAAGACUUUUAG
Molecule: messenger RNA, 1224 nt
Organism: Lodderomyces beijingensis
Lineage: Eukaryota; Fungi; Ascomycota; Pichiomycetes; Serinales; Debaryomycetaceae
Source: the annotation of a GenBank genome assembly